UUAAUUAGACUAAACUUCGUGCAAUUAAUGGCUGUUUUUUUGGGUUGGACCUGCUGCAUGCUGUGCUAGUUACACUUCUGUUUGACUGCUAAGCGCAUAUUGAUUUUAGGUCCACCACUUUGCUGUCAACAUGGAAGACUUCACUAAAAUGCCAAUGGACUGCUGGCAUUUUUUCAGAAAAGCAGCGGACUCUUGUUUUGGUAUGUCAAGGUGUCACCUUUCAUUUGAUGCGAUUUGUUUUUUUUUUUUUUUGUUGAUUGGAACUGCUAUGUUUUACUUGAUAAUGAUGGGUAUUGUUAGAUUGAGGCACUGAGCAAUUCGGAAUGUUAUUGAGUUCAUAUUUCUUCAACAGGAAAGGAAUUUUGUUAUCUUGUAACAGUUCUUCCUAGGGUUUCUAAGCUGCAAAGGAAAUUGCAAUGGCUCCUUUAGUGAAAGUGGUUCUAGGCACAUUUGCCUUUGCAGUAUUCUUGGUGCUGGCAAUUUUCCCUGCUGUUCCAUUUCUGCCCAUUGGGAGGACUGCGGGAUCUCUUCUAGGGGCAGUACUCAUGGUUAUUUUCGAAGUCAUAUCUCCUUCUCAAGCAUAUGCCUCCAUUGAUCUUUCAAUUCUUGGCCUUCUCUUUGGAACAAUAGUCGUAAGUGUCUAUCUUGAAAGAGCAGAUGCAUUUAUGUACUUGAGCAAACUGCUGUCAUGGAAGAGCCUUGGAGCAAAGGAUUUAGUUUGUAGAGUCAGCUUAUUAUCUGCCAUUUCAAGUGCUUUCUUUACCAAUGACACUUCUUGUAUGAUCUUGACUGAAUUUGUACUCAAAGUUGCAAAACAACACAAUCUCUCGCCUCAACCUUUCUUGGUUGCUCUUGCCUCAAGCUCAAAUAUUGGGUCAUCAGCAACUCCAAUAGGCAACCCUCAAAACCUGGUUGUUGCUGUAAAUGGUCAGAUUCCUUUUUUGACUUUCUUUGUUGGAAUUGCACCUGCAGCACUUGUAGGAGUUUUUGUGAAUGCUGUAGCUAUCAUAUGUAUGUAUUGGAGAGAGUUAUCCUCUCAUCUCAAGGAAGAAGAAGAUGCAAAUGUGGAAGUUGUUCCUGAUGAUGACACGAGUUUCUACAGGUUUUUGCCAGCCACAUUGCCACAUUUCCCACGCUCAAGUUCUCAAGAAAGAAGCUUCAUGUUGGAUAUGCAGGGCUCGCCUUCAAUUCAUGGGAAUUCGGCUUAUUUUAACACGUUAAGAUACAGAUCUGGUGCUAGUGAGACUGACAUGUUCAGGGUUCCCAGUAUUAUGUUAGAGUCUGCAGGAAACUCGAGAGCAUGCUCGAAAUGGAAACCCAUAAUGUGGAAAUCUUGUGUGUACCUGGUGACUCUAGGGAUGUUGAUUGCUUUGGUGAUGGGAGUAAAUAUGUCAUGGACUGCAGUCACUGCUGCUGUUGCUCUAAUGGUUCUUGAUUUCAAGGAUGCUCAGCCAUGCCUAGAGAAGGUUUCCUAUUCUCUUUUGAUUCUCUUUUGUGGGAUGUUUAUGACAAUUGAAGGCUUCAAUAAAACUGGAUUUCCAAGCUGUUUGUGGGAAUUCGUGGAGCCCUUCGCACAAAUUAACCAUGCUAGCGGGAUAGCAGUCCUUGCAGUUCUCAUCCUUAUCCUCUCAAAUGUGGUGUCAAAUGUACCAACUGUUCUCUUACUGGGGGCUCGGAUGGCAGCAUCGGCAGCUUGUAUUUCCCCGGAUUAUGUGAGGAAGUCAUGGCUGAUUUUAGCGUGGGUGAGCACAGUGGCAGGCAACCUCUCGCUAUUGGGUUCGGCUGCCAAUAUGAUAGUGUGUGAGAAGGCAAGCCGUGCCCCAGAUCUUGGUUACAAUUUAUCUUUCUGGAGCCAUCUCAAAUUUGGAGUCCCCUCCACCAUUAUCGUCACUGCUAUUGGUUUGACAAUCAUUAGAUAGUUCCUAUUUUCUGGUUACGCCGAGAGAACUUCGCGCUACAGUUGCCGAUUCAUUCUAUCCUUCUUAUUUUAUGGAUAAUCUUGUAAUAUUUUGUUUGGCUUGAAAAUACACUGAACUGAUAUAUAUUUUUAUUUUUA
Populus euphratica (Euphrates poplar) is the source of this 2056-nucleotide messenger RNA. RefSeq names its product putative transporter arsB. The coding region runs from base 417 to 1919 and encodes 500 amino acids. The transcript is spliced from 4 exons. The record is from RefSeq and is a predicted model, not a curated record. NCBI's taxonomy places the organism in Eukaryota, Viridiplantae, Streptophyta, Magnoliopsida, Malpighiales, Salicaceae. Gene Ontology annotation, cellular component: membrane. Gene Ontology annotation, biological process: transmembrane transport.